CCACGAUAGAACGCAGCAGAAACACGGAGAGGGCUCUCAAUGUCAUGGUUACGAACAAUGCCUUCAAGCUGCGGCGGGCGUCUUUGCUCUUCACCCUACUAGGCUCUACUUCAAAAUUCGCAUCGUCGUUUAGCGUUACCAUCAAACAGGUCUCCACCAUAGGUAUGAGCAGCACUACGACAACCGCAGCAUCCAUAGACCCUGCCACGUUGCAGCCGCAGCAAUCCGAAGCCGUGUGUUUUUCCCACAUUCAUCUUUACGUCGAUCGCUUGGAAAACGUCAACGUGUAUAAAGACUUGGAAGAUCGGUUGAACCAGUUUGCGGGUAAAGUCGCCUCGUCUGCGGUCACGCCAUCGCUGGCGGAAAAGCAAGCGAUUUGGAAAUCAAUUUCGGGAAACGCAGAUUCUUCAAACGAGAAUGAUAACACAGUUUAUCAGCCGCAGAACAGAGAUGUCGUGAAACAGCUUCUGGCAGGUUUCGGGUUCCGUGUUACCGGAACCUGCUAUCCUGAGGAAGGUUCCAGCAACACACGAUCCGUGCUGGUUACUUCGAGGGACCCCCGGGGCGUGCAGAUUUUGAUUUCGGCCGUCGAUCACGACACUUCCGAGGCCACCCCACAUAGAUAUCCGUACUUUGAUGCUAAAAAAAUCAACAACUUUUACGCCGCUCAUGCCAGGCGUCAAGGGAUUGGUGCAUUGGCCUUCCGUGCUCCGAACGUUAGUUCUAUUUUCGAACGGUAUCAAUCACUGCACCCCACGCUGGUGGCUGGGUACCAUGAAUUCGACGAAGCGAAAAUUUUGGAGGUGUUUGCCUAUUACAAGUCGCAUGAGCUGGAUAGUCUGACGAAGGAACCGGAUACCGGUACUGUCCUGAGGUUUGUACAAACCUCAGCUUCAACCAGCGUUUGUCCAUUGCCGGGACUGAAGACCUUGGAUGCAACUUUUGAGGAUUCAAGUCUGGCUGCUUACUGCGAUCAUUGGGUUUCGAACGUGUUCGACCGCACCGAAUUUUUGGACACGUUGCAAGACACCUUGGGGUUCACUCCUAAGGUGGACUUUAAUGCCGGUGUCGUAGCUGCAGGUGAAGCACAAAUAGAGAGUACCGUGACAGGAAACGAGUUUCCGAUAGUUCCGAGUAAUAAGGCGGCAGCUUUGAGCGAUCAAAGUCAGGUUUACCUUCCCAUCAACAAUGCUCUCUCUUCUGUAGGGCACGUCCACGGUUUUCUUCAGGAACUCGGGCAAGGAGUUCAGCACGUUGCGUCUCGAGUGGAAGACUUGGUAGAAUUUGUACAAAGAGCCAACGACUACCGAUGCUAUACGAAUGAGGGUUUUACAUUUCUACGGAUUCCGAGAAGCUACUAUGGUAUUUUAACCGUUGCUCAACUUACUGAAGGAAUUGACGGAGAUGAGUCAGGAGUUGGACAAAGUUGCGCGGAGAAGAUUUUUGCAGCUCUAAAAGCUGCCUCCUUUAUGACUCCGGAUGGCGCUUUGAAUCUUGAAUGCGAAAAGGAAGAUAUUGCUCGCAUUCUGAAGCACAGUCUGACAGACUCAGUGUUGUCUGAGUAUCAUACUAUGCAGGAUACUGUUCUCGCCGUGAUCUUGCGAUCUCGCUAUCGGAAUGUGUAUAGUCUCUUACGAGACCAAGUUUCUGAAACAACCUACCUUGGUAUCGUUCGGAACCAGAUUUUGGUGGAUGUACAAGGAGAAGACCUCCUUUACCAGAUUUUUACCUCAAACGUGUUGCAACGUGAAGCUGGACAGGAGGCCCCUUUCUUCGAGUUUAUCCAGCGUGUAUGCUCCAAAUCUACCGACAAGCAUGGAGAUCCCGUGAAGAUUAGACCAGGCUGUGGGGGCUUCGGUAUACGGAACUUCCUGACUCUUUUUCUGAGUAUUGAAGUGAGUAAGGCUAUGAAUGAUGUUGCUGAUGCCGUGGCCACUGGAAACACCAAACGCGAAGCUUAUGCCAGGGCAAUGGUCGAGUCUUUCACAGACCAGCUGAACGAAGCGAAUCCUAUACUUACCUUCAUCUCAGAUGCAAUGACAGAAGAAGGGCUAUGUAAAGAGAAAUUGUUGGACGCUAUCGCGGAAAACAAUUCGAGGCAAGCAAAAAAAUGGACGACUCAAAUGGAAUUAGUUGCGGAGCGGAAAAAGAAAGGAAAUGAAAUGUUAAUGGAAUGCAGCGCGCGCUACAACUCAUUAAUGAGAUCGUUGCGGGAGGCGCAUAUUAACGAACGAUAAAAUAUAGAAUUUACAUUGCUACACC
This is a messenger RNA of Phaeodactylum tricornutum CCAP 1055/1, 2262 nucleotides long. RefSeq lists its product with no specific name. Bases 45 to 2237 code for a protein of 730 amino acids. The record is from RefSeq and is a predicted model, not a curated record. Gene Ontology annotation, molecular function: 4-hydroxyphenylpyruvate dioxygenase activity. Gene Ontology annotation, biological process: L-tyrosine catabolic process. The transcript has 2 exons. Lineage: Eukaryota; Bacillariophyta; Bacillariophyceae; Surirellales; Neidiaceae.